AUGCCUCAAAGCGGUCAGAAUUUACAUAGUCGGACAUACCUGGGCCUAAUUCACCAUGUACGUUCCUCCUCCAUCCGUGGUCGUCCCGUCCGAUCCAUCAACUCGAUCCUACCCUACUUUGACGCAUCAGUCGCUUGCUUACAGCUCAUCUCCAUGUUAAUUUGGACUUCUCACCAGCUUCUGGAACUCUUUCGGAUAACCUUUCCCUCCGAGCGUGCCAAAGACAAGCAAACAUCUUCCGGUAUAGCUUUGAGCGACUCCAAGUCGACACCAGCACCCGAGUUUCAAUGCGUCCUUGCCUCCUUUGACUGCGUCUAUACCACAUCAGACACACCUGCUCAGGCGGCAGAGCCGAUGAUGUGCCACUCCACAGCAGUCAUGGAGAGCAGGCGCGGGAUCGCUGUGGCAGCUCUUGAACUAGCCUAUUUCGCUCGCCCUCGCAUCUGGCAAGAAGACAAAGUUCCUUGUGAAUGGUAUCACGACCAUCUCAUAUCUCGUCUACUUUGUCCAGUCGUCAUAGACGCUUGCAUGUGCUGCUCCGCCCUUCAUUUCUCAAGUCUAAGCUCUCUCCCUCUAUCGCGCAACGUUCUUGCUCUCUCGAUAACACCCUCUCUCCGCCAGUUCAAGCAAAAGAAGGCAAAGCGAAAGAAGGCAAUCAACCUAGGACUCCUCCUACACAUAGUCAGCCUCGGACUUUGUAGCGGCCUACAGCAUCUUUCAGCAUUCUUCAGCAAGGACGACACAAAUCUGAAGGCUGCUGAAAAAUCUAUAAAACUCCCCGAAAGUCAGCAUUCGACAGCAAGCAUUCGUUGUCAAUGCUUUGAGGGAGCUAACGACAUGCUCAAAAGGCAUGCGCUUUUACGAAGACAGUGCGAGGUGCUGAACACCAGAUGUCCGGAAGGAGGUUCAGAUAGACCGAUUCCUAAGGCGCGAAACCUAAGCGCAGAAUCGCGAGCAACGGAAAGUCGCACGCUCAUAUCGAUUCGUCGACCGAUCGGCUUCUCCUAUGCGUUGCGAGGACGUUUAAAAAUUCUGAGCCCACGCCAAGACCGCGCUCAACCUUGCAUUCAUACAUGCAUGCUAAGAAAUUCGAUAAUGAGCCUGGACGGCGGUUUCACUACCCCAAUAUGUAAGAACAGCGAGCCUCAGACGUCGACUUCAAUACCCGCUUAA
This is a messenger RNA of Pseudocercospora fijiensis CIRAD86, 1173 nucleotides long. RefSeq lists its product as uncharacterized. The transcript is spliced from 12 exons. The record is from RefSeq and is a predicted model, not a curated record. Lineage: Eukaryota; Fungi; Ascomycota; Dothideomycetes; Mycosphaerellales; Mycosphaerellaceae. The coding region runs from base 1 to 1173 and encodes 390 amino acids.